Wasmannia auropunctata (little fire ant) is the source of this 4668-nucleotide messenger RNA. RefSeq lists its product as uncharacterized. Gene Ontology annotation, biological process: vesicle-mediated transport. The record is from RefSeq and is a predicted model, not a curated record. Bases 517 to 3150 code for a protein of 877 amino acids. The transcript is spliced from 12 exons. NCBI's taxonomy places the organism in Eukaryota, Metazoa, Arthropoda, Insecta, Hymenoptera, Formicidae.
UGAUUGUAAUCGCUUUUCUUUUCUCGGUGUAAAAUUGCUAUACAUGAAACAUUAUAAAACAUUUACGUCCGUUUCGCGUUGCGCAUACACAAUGUAAAGGAAAAUAAAAAAAAAAGACGUGGAAGCUGCGCGCGAACACGGAGCUGUCCGCGCUGUAGGUAUUUGUGCACGCACACAGAUGACCGAAGGAGAUCAAUAUCGGUAUGGCGGCGCGGGAGGAGCUGCUUCGCACGGUGCGAUCGUCCGCGGUCGACGGUUGACGGAGUGAGAGAGAGAGAGACAGGAAAAAAUGGCACGCGACGUUUCUCGCCGGUCGACGGAACGGCCAGGGUGGACCUCCACGAGUCGGACCGCACGAGCCGAGCGCCCGGGAUCGCACUAGCGGACGCGGUUCCUCGUCGUUGACGGAAACGGACGGCACGUCGGGGGAAAGACGAGGAGUGCGCGAGAGACGCAUACCGGUUGACAGAUCGUCGCCACGCGCUGCGCCCGAGAGACGACGAUUGAACCAUCACCAUGGCGAAAGAGAUGAUGAUAGUAUUCAUUUACGACACUGCAAAGUGUUGUAAAGAGGAGGAUGAUCCCGCCGAGGCGGUUCUGUACUUCCAUCCGGCUUGGGUAUCUCUCACGCAGAGACUGGCCCUGGCGGGGCAGCUGAUGGGUGUGCAUCACUUCCUGACGACGUCGUUUUCAGCUCCACGGUCCAUCACAUUGCAAGGCGGAAAGUUUGUGUUGAAGAAGUUUGGGCAGUACGUGCUGGCAGUGGGGACUGAUAGAAACAUACACGACUGGAUACUCGAGAGACGCGCCGAUACUCUGGAAUCGUUGUUGAAGUUCUUCCAUUGCGAUCUCGUCCAGAUACUGGAAUCCCUCAACAACGAUCGUAACAGAUUCACCGAGAAAUUGUAUCAGAUGUUUGAGACCUACCUGCCCAUUCUUCAACAUAGUGCCAAUCUGUUUUCCAACAUUCCUGUUAUUAAACUUCCAAAGAGUGCCAGCAACAUAUUUCUGGAAGGAAUGCAAGUGUUGCAGCAUUGUCAAGAGAUAAAUGGCAUUUUGGGCGGAGCAUUGUUUUACAAUAACAAGAUAGUCUCAACACAGCUAGGAGCGGAUCUAACGAAACAAAUAGUUAUAACUGAUCCUUACAGAAUAAAGGCUCCUGCGGAAAGGAUACCCACAGAAUUUCACUUGCCGAUCGGUGUUCAAUUGUUACAAGUGUACAUAGAACGGAAGCAAUUCGCAAAACUGAUGCAAGAGGCGAAUAACGAGCGAUAUUAUAAUUCGUGUUUAGAUACUGUGACCAAGAAGAUAUUACAGAAAAAGACCGUAUCGAAGACCGGCGUCAAAGAGCCGCUCAUCACGUCCGGCAUGAAGCGGGACACAUCGAAGAUCUUCACGGUUCCCGAGGAGGGUGAACUGGACGCGACGAAUUACGGCCCGCCGGCGCUGCAGUACGUGUCGUCCGUGCCGCUCGCGAUCAGCCACGAGUCGCCGAUCAGACGCAAGCAAGAGAGCAAACCGGAACGUCCCAAGGUUGCCGUCACUGCCAACCCGCUCACGCCCAGUGUCUGCGCGACGCCGUUGAAGGACGUGGACCGGGUGCUGCACGGGAACGCCAUGCUCAUCUGCUCGUCCGAGAGCGGCGGCGAGAACGAGGGAGUUAGGAGCUCGUCGAAAAGUGGCGACGACGACGACGACAUUCCCGACGUCGUCAAAGAGGCGCUCAGGUGCAAACGCUUGAACAAGCUGAGAAACGCUACUUCGAAGAAGAAGCUGAUGAAGAGGAGGGAUCCCGACAGGAAGAGCGUGAGCCUGCCAGAUUUGACGUCAUCAAUUAAGCCACGCCUGAACGGUAUUCCUAGGGCUGAUCCGGAGUUAGACAAAAUGCUGUGCAAAUUGAAUGAAGCCUCGCCGGACGACCGCGAUCCGAAUUCGCCCCGGCGGAAGCUCACCAGAGGUAGCAUGCGACACUCACGCACUAUCGUCGAUCCCUGUUAUCCCGUCUUCCGAUACGACGGUCUGCCGGUCUCCCAGUCAUUGUACGAGCAAUACAUCGCCUCCCACUGCGAGGAGCUGCGUGAUAACGGCGAUAGUGUUCGCGAGCGUCGCGGCGGCGACGAUGACAAUCUGCAAUCAAAGAGUCUGCCGAGCGACCUGACGAGCGCGAAAUUACCGAUAAACAGCAAUCAAAAUUCAAUCCCGAGGGAAGAAUGCGCCAAGCCUGGGUACGACAAAAGCAAGCAGGAGACGUACAAGAGAUCGAUGAGCCUGCCGCUGAAGCCGCUCAACAUCGUCGCCGAGGUGUCCAACGGCGACGAUCGGCGGAAAUCGACGUCGGAGUGCGGUGGCGUCGGAAGCUCGUUCGAGUUUCCGCAGAGACGGAAGCUGGACGGUUUGCAGCUGACGCCGCUGAUGUCGAAGCUGAGUCUGCUGGCCGACGAGCGAACCAGCGGUUUCUGCAGCCGCGAGACCACGCCGAGCGAAUUUCGCGACCUGUCCGGAUUUUCCGGCGGCGCGACGGUCACCGCAGCGACGACGACGAAUCAGAUGAUCAGGCAGAAACUGGAGUCCGCCGAGAAGGAGGCGAGCGACGGCGAGGACGAGCUGGACGAGGACUGGGUCAACAAGGACGAUCCCGCCGCCUGCCUCGUGAAAACCGAGCUCUUUCUCUGCGGCUAUCAGAACAUGGUGCUGGUGCUGCUGAUGGAGAACGGCACCGCGAACAAUCCGGAUUUGAUACAUGCUUUGUGGCAUACUUGCGUGAGCACGUUGGGUAAGCUCGAAUCGCGGCUGCAACAGUGUCUGGAACCGCUGCCAUCCACGGAGAACAAGGAGCUGUACAGUAUUCUGAAUGUGGAUCCGCAGUGGGACACGGUGCAACGUUCUGGACUCUGGGGCGUUACCGAGUUGGACAUCGUGUCCUGCCUUCACGACAGAUUUACGCAAACCAGCAGUUUGACGGACAUUAUCGUCAGAACGGAAGACACGGUGGUUUACGGUAACCAGAGCGGGGGAGUAGAAGUUUUCUACCAGCAAGCAGUGGCGCCGAACGCUUUCGCGGCGCUUCCCACCCCGGCGGAUCUGAUGGGGAUCGUGGCUCUCAAGGCGAAACGUCGAUUGGAACGGGAUCACGGGAUCGUGCUGCUGUAAAUUGCGGGGACUGCGCGUUACUUCUUUUUCUUUUUUUUUGUCAGAAAAAAAAGGAGGAGGAUAAUGCAUACGUUCACGAUUUCGCUUAUUUGCUCUCGGCAAGAGAAAUUAUCAUAUCCAGUACAAGAGAGGGAAAGAGAAAGAGGAGAAUCGAAUGUGUUACUUUGACGAGAUAAUUUUAACAACGGGAAAUAUACGGGAAUGUUUUUCUACGUGUAUUUUUGUAAUCUGUGAUUUUCCAAUGUACCAAGCGUAAAUUCCAAAAAGAAUCGGCGGCAAAGAUCGAAGAGCUUUUAUAUACCGCUGCAGUGUACCUACGUAAUUCCUAGGCGUGUAAUUACCGUGUCGAGAAAUUUUCUACGAUAGCGACCAACCAGUUUGUACUUUACCGUUUCAUCAAUCGUGCAAACCGAUAUCAUAGCAAAUGUUAUUUAUAAUAUGUUAUAUAUGUUAUUGUAUAUAAGAUGUCUUAGAAUCGACGGAAAGUAGAUAGCGUUACAUUGUUUUUAAAAUAACUUGAGAGAUAGUUUCUAAAAUUUUAACCUACCUACGAUAUGUAUCGUGAGAGGCGGGCAUAUCUCAGUAGAUUCUGAUUUAUAAGUCAAUUAGAAGGGAGAAGCCUUUUGGGAACCAGACUUCGAAAGUGAAGGUAAAUAAUGUAAUAUUGUCCGUAAUUUAAUUUUUAAAGCGAGUUUUAGCCUUAACAAGAUUUUUAUUGGAUUCACCGUCUAAGUAAUUACUAUAAAAAUACUCGCUUUUUCUAUUAUUUAAAAGUUACUAAGAGAUGUAGAAUAUUGAUAUCUGAAGAAAAAGGUUGAUUCCGGAUUUUAUGGGAUACAGCACUGUAUCUUAAGUGAUUCUCGGACAUCCUGUAUAUAUAGCCGAUUUAUUGUACAUACGCAUUUAUUAUACAUAACGCAUAACGAGCCAUUACUAACUUAUUUGCAUUUUAAUCGAAUCAGCGCGAAUUAGACACUCAGUUUUAUUAGAAUUAGAGGAUAGUUAAAGGUAUAAUGUAUUCUCCGAGAAGAGAGACGGAAAUCAGUAUUUCGCGCUGCGUCCAGUAUUUCUAGUCGUCCGACUUGCUUUUGUAGGGGAAAAAGAAUAGAGAUGAAUAAUAAUAUUGCAAGAAUCAUCUAAUCGACGUUGUCAAUUUUAAUGUAAAAGAUAUUUUAUGCGACGUUUUAUGCGCUACUUUUUGCAACAUCACCGCCGUCUCGGUGUUAAUUAAAUCAAUUUUUUGUCUCAUAGUAUUUAAAUAAAAAUGUCGAUGACCUCACGCAGAAAUCUUCCUCGAGACAAGUUUUUCGUAACAACGAUAUGCAAUAUUUCCAAAAUAUUUAUGUUGCGAUUAAUUUAAAUGUUAUUUAAAUUGCUAAUACAAUGCAUCGAGAUUUUUUGGCGAGCAGAGAGAUUGAAUCAUGUUUUAUCAUUGCGUGUAUUCUCUGGUGAUCUUUUUCUCUGUGCUCUUAUGUUUUGUUUGCGAUGAAGUCUAAUAAAGCGAUUUAUCGUUCUUUA